This is a messenger RNA of Paramisgurnus dabryanus, 1405 nucleotides long. The record is from RefSeq and is a predicted model, not a curated record. NCBI's taxonomy places the organism in Eukaryota, Metazoa, Chordata, Actinopteri, Cypriniformes, Cobitidae.
UCUAAUGGCAAGCUCACACAAUAGGAUUGCAAAAACUACCAACUACGCGAGGUUUCUUCUCAUCUGUCGUUGUCUUGUCCUCCUUGUCAUAGCUGCGUGCAUACACAAUGCAAACGAGACUCUUGAUGGUGGAGGAUACUACACACACCAGAAGAUGAAGUUUAAUGCUUUAUGUGUGUGUAUUGCUGGAGUCAUACUUCUCAAUAUAUCAGGUUCAUUUUGCCAGGCAUUUGAGUGUGGCCAAGCCCCGCUUAACACCAAAAUUGUUGGAGGGGAGGAUGCAUCGGCAGGGUCUUGGCCCUGGCAAGUAAGCUUGCAAAGUAGCACCUAUGGAGGCCAUUUCUGUGGUGGGAGUCUAAUCAGUCAUUCUUGGAUUUUGUCUGCAGCUCACUGCUUUACGAGUGUUUCUACAAACACCAUCGUGGUGUACAUAGGACGUCAAAGCCAAACAGAUUCAAACCCAAAUGAAAUGUCCAGUACAGUGUCUCAGGUUUUCACACAUCCUUCCUAUAGCAAUUUGACAGAAAACAAUGAUUUGGCUCUCCUUCGGCUCUCAUCUCCUGUGGUGUACAGUAAUUAUAUUCAGCCUGUCUGUCUGGCUGGAACGGGUAGCACGGUUGGUGCAGGUACUUUGAGCUGGAUCACAGGAUGGGGAAAAGUCGACCCUAAUUCCAACCAACUCCCCACCAUCCUACAGGAAGUGGACAUACCAAUUGUGAGUGAAAGUUCUUGCCAAAAUGCCUACGGACCAGAUAUUACAGACAACAUGAUAUGUGCUGGAUUAAGUCAGGGAGGAAAAGACUCAUGUCAGGGUGAUUCUGGAGGACCACUGGUGGUUAGGAAAGGCACUCAGUGGAUUCAAUGUGGAAUUGUGAGUUUUGGUCAAGGCUGUGCUGAACCUGGAUUUCCCGGUGUGUACACAAAAGUCUCUAGUUACGAGAACUGGAUUGUUUCUCAUAUAUCCAGCGACCAGCCUGGUUUUGUUAGGUUCUCCUCCGUUGAUACCACUGACACCAGCUUUAGUAAUGACUCAUCCAACUAUUUUGUAGUUAGUCUGUUUCAUAUAUUUACUAUUAUUACUCUAUUGUUCCUAUACUAAAAUUAUGGAGGUUACUUUUGUUGUUUAACAGGCUAUUACACUAUUUCAUUUAAACCUGACUGUUUUAAAAAACUUUCAAAAGCUUUUCUCUCUUUAAAGCAUGGGAAUGUUUGCUAAUAUGUAUUGAAGCCAAAUCUUGACUUGAAAUCAGAACUGAUAUUUUAACAGAUUUUCAUUUACAAAUAAUGCACUGCAGCCACUUUUGUUAUACUUCAUCUCGAAGUCUGACUAACGGUUGAAAAGCUGAAAUGAUCAAAUUUUUGAAAAUGUAUUUAAUUUUAAUGAGUUAACACAGUCUAAACAGAA